Messenger RNA from Zygotorulaspora mrakii, 225 nucleotides. RefSeq lists its product as uncharacterized. The coding region runs from base 1 to 225 and encodes 74 amino acids. NCBI's taxonomy places the organism in Eukaryota, Fungi, Ascomycota, Saccharomycetes, Saccharomycetales, Saccharomycetaceae. The record is from RefSeq and is a predicted model, not a curated record. The transcript has a single exon.
AUGAACAAUUCGAAGAAAAGAUCUCUCACUUUGACCCCCAGCUCCAACCCAGGCUCCACGGCGGAUAAAAAACGUACAUUAGACGGCUCCCCACAUAGACAUGAUAGAUCAAAAGAGAAUAGUAUGGACUGGCAAAAACAAUGCAUUAUUCAGGAGAAUGAAUUGGCUCGUUUAAAGAAACUAAAUGAGUAUUUAAAGCUAGAAAGGGAAUGCAAUAUUAAAUGA